AUGAAGGUUCUCUUUGCACUGACAGCCGUGCUCGCUGUGGCGGCAGCCGAACGCGCAGGCUACAACGCAGGCGCAUACAACCCGUCGCUUUACAACACCGGAGCUUAUGCCGGCGACUACUACAACCGAGGCUACUACGAUCGCCGAGGCUACGGUGAUCAGUACUACGGCAGAGACGGCUACUAUGGCGGCUACGCUGGCGGCCGCUACGCAGCCCCGUACCGAUCAGCGUACGGAUAUGCUCCGGGAUACUCAUCAGGCUACGCGGCCGGCUACAACCGGCCGUACAGUGGCGCCUACGGCGGCUACUCUGGCUACAGGGGAUACGGAGCGUACGGUUCAUCCGCGGGACACGCGGGCUACCCUGGUUACACCGACAGUCGCUACGGACGUUCCCGUUACGGAGGUGCCUACAAUCCUUACGGUACCUACAGAAGCUUCCUCUUUGACGACCGCUACAACCAAUACAUGUACAAUCGAGGCUACUACGGGGCACCGUACGGGGGCGCUUACGGUCCUUACGAACAACGCACCCAGCAUGGGUACAGCUACGGCUACUCCUCGCCUAACAGCCAAGUCUACAGCUCUGCGGGAUACCGUGCUUAA
Molecule: messenger RNA, 606 nt
Organism: Rhipicephalus sanguineus (brown dog tick)
Lineage: Eukaryota; Metazoa; Arthropoda; Arachnida; Ixodida; Ixodidae
Product: keratin-associated protein 21-1-like
Exons: 2
Coding region: 1-606 (201 amino acids)
Source: RefSeq, a predicted model, not a curated record